This is a messenger RNA of Humulus lupulus (European hop), 1240 nucleotides long. RefSeq lists its product as uncharacterized. The transcript has 5 exons. Lineage: Eukaryota; Viridiplantae; Streptophyta; Magnoliopsida; Rosales; Cannabaceae. The coding region runs from base 93 to 977 and encodes 294 amino acids. The record is from RefSeq and is a predicted model, not a curated record.
CCAGCAAUGGUGACCAAUUUAUAGACAAUAGACUUGAAGGAGACAUUGAAGAUACAAAACUUGAUAACCUUCACCUCAAACCAGAGUCUCUAAUGGCGGAAAAGCCUGAAACGCUGUCCUCCAGCUCGCAAUCUUCUUCGUCUUCCCAGAAAUCUCCACAAGUGUCUCCCAAGCAACCUCAGGUUCCAGCAUUCACUGGAUUUCCUCCUUUCCCAAAUGGAGAUUUUCAGAUGUAUCCAGUGAUGUACCCUGCACUUGUAAAUCCAUCUCAAAAUCAGGAAAAUAUGAACCGAGGAGCAGGCAUCUAUGCUGUUCCUGUUUACCCAUAUAUGGGUCCUGUUGUUGGAAUUCCAUCUAAUACUCUUAUUCCUCUCACUUACAAUAUACCUACUAGAUCAAGUGCAGAUGCUGGUGCUGUAGGUGAGGAGCAUGGGCAAGAGGGACAACAGCAGCAACGUCAACAUCAACAGCCUGCACCUCAAAGACAAGUUGCUGUAAGGAGAUUUCAAAUUGCAUUUCAGCUGGAUUUGUUGCUUAUUCUGAAGCUUGCAGCUGUAAUCUUUUUGUUCAACCAAGAUGGAUCAAGACAAAGGCUUAUUGUACUUGUGUUUUUUGCUUCACUUGUCUACCUAUAUCAAACUGGAGCUCUUACACCAUUGAUACGAUGGCUUUCACAAGGUAUGCAUAGGGCAGCUGCUCAUCCUCCGAGGCCCCCUCCAGUCAGGGAUGAUAAUUUUCUACCUCCUGGAAGGCAGGGACCUGAAAAUGCUGCUUUUGCAGAGGGACAACCGGGAGCUGAGUUUAGGAAUGUGCUUGGAGACAAUGCAGAUCAAGCGGUGGAAAAUGAGAAUGUAGCAGCAGAACCUGAGGCUGCCGGCAAUGGGGGUAACCAGUGGUGGGGAAUUGUUAAGGAGAUUCAGAUGAUUGUUUUUGGCUUCAUUACUUCCCUUCUCCCAGGUUUCCAUAACAUAGAUUAAGAUUAUACAUGGUGCUUGACAGGUCGUAUUACAUAGACUGAACUAACUCAGAAUCUGGAAGUGUUGUUUUCUGCUUAACAUUUUCAAAUAAGUGUUACAUAAUGAUAUAAUUUUAAUCAUAGAUAUAGCUUGAUGUAUUUUUGCGAUAAUGGUUCAAUUGGUUUUGUGGAAUUUUGUGAGUGAAGAUGGGGUAUUUGAAUGUAUCUUCUGUAUGUCUUUGGUAUAAAUCGACGAUUUCACAAGUAUUGAAUCUCGUUUUCAUA